AUGUGCCGAGGGCAGUGCGUGCCAGAGAGACUGGAGCUCAAGCGACAAAUGAUCGCUCGGCUCGACGAGCUGGCGACACCUGACACCAUCAUCGCGUCUAACUCGAGCAGUUAUAGCAUAUCCGAGAUAAUUGACGGCUUGAAAUUGUCCAACGACCGGCGGAUCCUCAGCGCUCAUUGCUACUGGCCUCCGGAGACCUCUGCGAUUGAACUCAUGGGUCAUGCAAAUACUGAUCCUGCAAUUAUCCCACUUCUUAUGGAGCAGUGUCGAGAGCAUGGAUUCAGUCCAUUCCAUGUGAAGAAAGAUUCCAUGGGCUACAUUUACAACAGGAUUUGGGCAGCAAUCAAGAGGGAAGCGUUGCUCACCGCAGCGGAGGGCGUCGCUACUCCGUCCGAGAUAGAUGCGAUUUUCAAGGACGUCUUGAAGACACCCAAAGGUCCUUUUGAGCAGAUGGAUGUCGUUGGCCUUGACGUUGUGCUCAACAUUGAGGAGCACUAUGCAGAAAAGCGGAAAGACGUCCCUCUUGAACCUCGAGAAUAUCUGCAGCGAUUCAUUAGCGAUGGUCUUCUGGGUGUCAAGAGUGGACGGGGCUUCUAUGACUAUGAAAAGUCGUGA
Molecule: messenger RNA, 615 nt
Organism: Cladophialophora psammophila CBS 110553
Lineage: Eukaryota; Fungi; Ascomycota; Eurotiomycetes; Chaetothyriales; Herpotrichiellaceae
Exons: 4
Coding region: 1-615 (204 amino acids)
Biological process (GO): fatty acid metabolic process
Molecular function (GO): oxidoreductase activity, acting on the CH-OH group of donors, NAD or NADP as acceptor; NAD+ binding
Source: RefSeq, a predicted model, not a curated record